AUGGACGGGGAUCCCAUGGGAUUUGGAUUCCCUUGGGACCAGAAUGUUGACGACUUAAGAGUUCCUUUUGGCGAUGAGAGGCUACUGCUGGGUGAGAUCCACCAUAUGCAUUGGGGACUCGACGGGCAGAACGAUGAUCUGGGCUUUCAGUGGAAUGAGCCUUCUCUUCCUGCUGCAAGACCUGCAAAGAAAAUGAGAAGCCACUGUCCCAGUGCGGCCGUGGAAACUGCAGGUUUGAUUAACGAGUCUCUUCCCAUAGGCCUUGAUGAUGUCCCAACACCGUCACGUCAUCCCACAAACCCCGCACUGACGGUCUUGGAUGACCCUAUUCCCACGCCGACUACUGACCCAGCAUUGCUGCCCCAGAUCUUGGAGAUAUUCCCUGACAUUAGCCACCAGUAUGUAGAGGAGCUAAUAGCUCAGCACAAGGAUACGAUGUCGGCCAACGGCGGUGAUACGCCUUUUGCCGCUUUCGGAUUGUUCCUGGUCAAAGAGACAAUUAUCGAAGAGAUUUUGGAGAAUCCAUCUUAUCCAAAGCAGGAGAAGCUCAAAAGGAAGACUGAAGAAGUAGAUGAGGAUGAUGACCAUUGGAUAAAACCUAGGGCACUUCAUGAUGCUCAUGAUUAUCGUAAACAAGCAUGCGACAUACUGGCACAGGAAUUUCUGUGGAUUUCUAUUCCACAUAUCCGACAACUUAUCUCCAGCAAGAAAGGGCUGUAUUCAGCCUACAUAACACUUCAUCACGAAUAUAUUUACCCAGGGACCCAAUCACCCCACCUCAGAUUGAAGCGGCCAAGGCCAUCCCUGAAGUCAAGUAUGACGUGGGACCAUGACUUGAUUUCGGAACUAAAUGCUGCGAAAAGGAGGGCUGCGAAGGAUGCUGGUAAGCGUUAUUUCCGUCACAUUACGACGUAA
Aspergillus oryzae RIB40 is the source of this 915-nucleotide messenger RNA. RefSeq lists its product as uncharacterized. The record is from RefSeq and is a predicted model, not a curated record. Bases 1 to 915 code for a protein of 304 amino acids. The transcript has 2 exons. NCBI's taxonomy places the organism in Eukaryota, Fungi, Ascomycota, Eurotiomycetes, Eurotiales, Aspergillaceae.